This is a messenger RNA of Mesocestoides corti, 210 nucleotides long. The record is from the annotation of a GenBank genome assembly. NCBI's taxonomy places the organism in Eukaryota, Metazoa, Platyhelminthes, Cestoda, Cyclophyllidea, Mesocestoididae.
AUGGAUGCUACUAAGUCUGCACCUCUGCCGCAAACUGCUAGAGUAAUCAGAAUUCUCGGACGUACUGGAUCUCAAGGCCAAUGUACUCAAGUCCGUGUUGAGCUUGUCGAUAACAAGCGGAGUAUAAUUCGGAAUGUGAAAGGCCCUGUGCGAGAAGGCGAUACCCUCGUCCUUUUGGAAACCGAGAGAGAAGCCAGACGCUUGCGCUGA